Podospora pseudocomata is the source of this 669-nucleotide messenger RNA. RefSeq lists its product as uncharacterized. Lineage: Eukaryota; Fungi; Ascomycota; Sordariomycetes; Sordariales; Podosporaceae. The coding region runs from base 1 to 669 and encodes 222 amino acids. The transcript is spliced from 5 exons. The record is from RefSeq and is a predicted model, not a curated record.
AUGGCAGCGUCUGUGGACCGGUACCUCACCAAAAUCCGGGCUGAACCCCCUACCAUCAUCGUCAGUGACCGGAUAGAAGGCGAAGGUGAAACUAUUCGCUUACAGUGGAUCAAUGUGCUUAGAGAAGCCGACUACAUCGCCAAGAUGGCGGUGUUUUUCCGACUAUACAAAAUGAUCAUUGAAAACGCAAUCCACACAGCCGGAGAGAACAACGCCAACGAGCUCCGAGGCUUCUUGUUCCUCAUGGGCCUGUCCGUUGCGCACGAGCUGAUCCACACCUUUGUCGGUCCGGCAGGAAGGAGAGCCUACUUCAACCCGAGAAACCCGCGCGGUACCCGCCAGGUUGGUGACAUGGUUGGGGUCUUCACGACGCAGAAUACAGGUCGCGCCGUGAGCGAGGCUUGGAUGCAUGACUGCUUAGGACUGAACUGGAAAGACUUUACUUUUCCCGUCGAUCUGGCCGGACCGUCGCAAAACUGCACCAAUCGCACACAGAUGGAGGGCACCGCACAGAGAAAGACAUGGAAGGACAGACUUCAAUAUCGCGGUGACUAUACGCCCCACAUGCCAGAGAUAAACCACAUGCCGCUGCAUAGGAUCAGCUCCUCUGCUCUUCGUGACAUUAUGCGAACUGUUGCAAACACGGCUUACAUCAAAGUCCGGGCAUGA